AUGGAAGAACUACCAUUUGAUGAGGAGAAUGAAUUACAGAAUGAUGAAGAAGAACAUAAUCUAGUACCGCUGCCUGGGGAAGAAGUGGAGGAAGUAAAUGAAGAAAAUGAAGAAAGAGAAAUUCAAAACCAAACAGAAAGUCAAAGUUUAAAUUCGGCAAUUUUUAGGAAAGAAAUCGAAAGAUUGAUAUUAAUAGUUUUUACAUUAAUAUUAAUAAUUUUGAGAUAUUACUAA
Molecule: messenger RNA, 234 nt
Organism: Meloidogyne enterolobii
Lineage: Eukaryota; Metazoa; Nematoda; Chromadorea; Rhabditida; Meloidogynidae
Source: the annotation of a GenBank genome assembly